UGCCGCGCAGAGUGGACCGCGGCACAGCCCGGAGCCGGGCGCGGGCCAUGGCUGCGUCCGGGGUCCUGUCCCGCCUGGCAACGGUGGCGUCGGUGGCGCUGGUGACGCUGGUGAUGCUAGAGGCGCAUUGCGCGGCGGGUGCGGGCAUGGGCUCUUGCUACGACGACGCGGGGCGCGCACAGCGCUGUCUGCCUGAGUUCGAGAAUGCGGCUUUCGGCCGACGGGUCGAGGCCUCGCACACGUGCGGACGGCCCCCAGAGAACUUCUGCCCGCACGUGGGGGUGCCAGGCGCGGGACCACAGUGCCAGCGCUGCGACGAUGCCGACCCCCAGCUCCGCCACGACGCCUCCUACCUCACAGACUUCCACAGCCCCGAUGACAGUACCUGGUGGCAGAGCCCAUCCAUGGCCUUCGGGGUGCAGUACCCCACCUCGGUUAACCUUACCCUGCGCCUAGGGAAGGCCUACGAGAUCACCUACGUGAGACUGAGGUUCCAUACCAGUCGGCCCGAGAGCUUUGCUAUCUACAAGCGCACGCACACCAGUGGACCCUGGGAGCCCUACCAAUACUAUAGUGCCUCCUGCCAGAAAACCUAUGGCCGUCCUGAGGGUCACUCCCUGUGGCCGGGUGAGGAUGAGAGGGUGGCCUUCUGCACCUCUGAGUUCAGCGACAUCUCCCCCUUGAAUGGGGGCAACAUUGCCUUCUCCACCCUGGAAGGCCGUCCCAGUGCCUACAACUUUGAGGAGAGCCCUGUGCUGCAGGAGUGGGUCACCAGCACUGAGAUCCUGAUCUCUCUGGAUCGGCUCAACACAUUUGGAGAUGACAUCUUCAAGGACCCCAGGGUGCUCCAGUCUUACUACUACGCUGUGUCUGACUUCUCUGUGGGCGGCAGGUGCAAAUGUAAUGGUCACGCCAGUGAGUGCGGCCCCAACGAGGCUGGUCAGCUGGCGUGCCGCUGCCAGCACAACACCACGGGUGUGGACUGCGAGCGUUGUCUGCCCUUCUUCCAGGACCGUCCGUGGGCCCGUGGCACCGCAGAAGACGCCAAUGAGUGUCUACCCUGCAACUGCAGUGGGCACUCCUCGGAGUGCACGUUUGACAGGGAGCUCUUCCGGAGCACCGGCCACGGUGGGCACUGCCAUCACUGCCGUGACCACACAGCCGGGCCACACUGUGAGCACUGCGAGAGGAACUAUUACAGAUGGGCCCCGAGGACACCGUGCCAGCCCUGUGACUGCCACCCAGCAGGCUCCCUGGGUCUCCAGUGUGACAACUCGGGCACCUGCACCUGCAAGCCCACAGUGACAGGUUGGAAGUGUGACCGUUGCCGGCCCGGGUUCCACUCCCUCAGCGAGGGCGGCUGCAGACCCUGUACCUGCAAUGCUGCUGGAAGCUUGGGCACCUGUGACCCCCACAGUGGGAGCUGCCCCUGCAAAGAGAAUGUCGAAGGCAGCCUGUGUGACAGAUGCCGCCCUGGAACGUUUAACCUGCAGCCCCACAACCCGGCAGGCUGCAGCAGCUGCUUCUGCUAUGGCCACUCCAAGGUGUGUGCCCCUGCUGCUGGUUUCCAGGCACACCACAUCCUCUCAGACUUCCGCCACGGAGCUGACGGUUGGCAGGCCAGAAGCACAGGGUCAUCAGAGCGUCCUCUGCAGUGGAGCCGGAAUGGGAUCCUCCUGAGCCUGCAAGGAGAGGAGGGACUCUCAGCACCAGAGAAGUUCCUGGGAGACCAGAGACUCAGCUACGGACAGCCAGUCAUACUGACCCUCCAUGUACCGCCAGGGGGCUCCCCACCCGCUGUGCACCUGAGACUGGAGGGGGCAGGCUUGGCUCUGGCUCUGGGGCCCUCUGGUCCACCCAGGCCUCAGGACUCCAGGCAGCCAGGACAGGUUCAGCUCUGGUUCCUCCUGCAGGAGACCUCUGAGGAGGCAGACAUCCCUCUGCCUGCCUUCCACUUCCAGCGGCUGCUUGCCAAUCUGACUGCCCUGGGCAUCUGGAUCAGGGGCCAAGGCCUGGGCCAUUCUGGAGCAGUGGUCCUGUGUGAAGUCCAGCUCACCUCGGCCCGAGCCCAACAAGGGCUUGCCCCACCAGCCUCUUGGGUGGAGACGUGCUCAUGUCCCCAGGGAUACACAGGCCAGUUCUGUGAACUCUGUGCCCUGGGAUACAAAAGAGAGAUACCUCGUGGGGGUCCCUACACCAGCUGCAUCCCCUGUACCUGCAACCAGCAUGGCACCUGUGACCCCAGCACAGGGAUCUGCCUGUGUGGCCACCAUACCGAGGGUCCUUCCUGUGAGCGCUGCAUGCCAGGUUUCUACGGCAACGCCUUCGCAGGCCAUGCUGAUGACUGCCAGCCCUGUCCGUGCCCUGGCCGAUCAGCCUGCACAGCCAUCCCACAGAGUGGGGAGGUGGUGUGCACACACUGUCCCCCUGGCCAGAGAGGACGGCGCUGUGAGAGCUGUGAAGAUGGCUAUUUUGGGGAUCCUCUAGGACUCUCUGGAACCCCCCAGCCCUGCCGCCAGUGCCAGUGCAGCGGGAAUGUGGAUCUCAAUGCGGUCGGCAACUGUGACCCUCGUUCUGGCCGUUGCUUGCGCUGCUUGUACAACACCACAGGCGCCCACUGCGAGCGCUGUGAGGAUGGUUUCUACGGGAGUGCCUUGGCCACCAGGCCUGAGGACAAGUGUGCACCCUGCAGCUGUGACCUGAGGGGCUCAGUCAGUGAGAAGAUAACCUGCAACCCAGUGACCGGCCAGUGUGCCUGCCUGCCUCAUGUUACCGGGAGGGACUGCAGCCGCUGCAGCCCUGGCUUCUACGAUCUCAAGUCUGGGAGGGGCUGCCAGAGCUGUAAAUGCCACCCGCUCGGCUCCUUGGAGAACAAGUGUCACCCCAAGACUGGCCAGUGCCCCUGCCGACCCGGCGUCACAGGCCAAUCCUGUGACAGAUGCCAGCUGGGUUUCUUUGGCUUCUCCAUCAAGGGCUGCCGAGACUGUAAGUGUUCCCCGCUGGGUGCUGCUUCACCUCAGUGCCACGAGAACAGCACGUGUGUGUGCAGGCCCGGCUUCGUGGGCUACAAGUGUGACCGCUGCCAGGACAAUUUCUUCCUCGUGGAUGGUGACACAGGGUGCCAGGAGUGUCCCACCUGCUACGCUCUGGUGAAGGAGGAGGCAGCCAAGCUGAAGGCCAGGCUGAUGCUGAUGGAGGGGUGGCUGCAGGGAUCUGACUGUGGCAGCCCCUGGGGACCACUAGAUGUUCUUCAGGGAGAAGCACCUCGGGGGGAUGUCUAUCAAAGUCACCACCUACUUCAAGAGGCCCGGGAAGCCUUCCUGGAGCAGGUGGUGGACCUGGAAGGUGCCAUGAAGGCCACGUGGAAGCAGUUGCAGGUGCUGAGAGGAAGCGUCCGCUGUGACCAGGCUGGAGCUCAGAAGACCUGCGCCCAGCUGACGGAGCUGGGGGAGGCAGUGCGGUCCUCAGAGGAGGGGGUCCUGCGGGCAGCCUCAGCUCUUCCGUUUCUGGUGAGUCUUCAGGAAGGAUCCAGCCCACCCGCCAAUUGGAGCCAUCUGGCAUCAGAGGCCCACAUCCUUGCCAGGAGCCACCAGGACAUGGCCAUCAAGAUUGAAGCUGCUGCACGGAAGGCCCUGCUCGCCUCCAACACCAGCCAUGAGCACCUGCAGCAUCUGCUGAGAGGAAAGGAGGCCUCGGAGGCUCGGCGGGAACUGGAGGACAGAUACCAGGAGGUGCAGGCAGCCCAGACUUUCCUGGGCACAGCUGUGGCAGAGGUGCUGCCCAAAGCUGAGAGGGCACUGACCACUGUGAAGCAAGUCAUUGGUGAUGCUGCCCCACAUCUGGUCUUGCUGGUCACCCCUGGAGCAAUGCCUCAGAACUCCCAAGCCAGGCAUCUGGACUGGAAAGUGAAGGCCCUGGAGCAGAAGCUGGCUCAGAGGGAGCGCCAGGCAGUCCAGGCUGAAGGAGCCCUGCAUGUGGAGGCUGGGGCAGUCCUAAAGAAGAUGGAGCCCUUCAUGCAGCUACGCAACAAGACCACAGCUGCCCUGACACAGGCUUCUUCAGCUGUCCAAGCUGCCACGCUGACUGUCAUAGGAGCCAAGACUCUGCUAGCUGACCUUGAGGGAGUGAAGCUGAAGUUUCCUCUGCCCAAGGAGCAGGCAGCGCUGAAAAGGAGAGCAGGCAGCAUCCGGGCCAGGCUCCUGGAGGAGUCGAAGAGGAAGACCAGGCAGGCAGAGAGGAUGCUGGGAAAUGCUGCCGCUCUCUCCUCCAGCACCAAGAAGAAAAGCAAAGAAGCAGAACUGAUGGCCAAGGAGAACGCCAAGCUUGCGAAAGCUCUGCUGAGGGAGGGGAAGCAGAGGCACCGUCAUGCCAGCCGACUGGCCAGCCAGACCCAGGCCACACUCCGCCAGGCCUCUCGGCUAGUACUCACAUCAGAAGCGCGCAAGCAGGAGCUGGAACAGGCUAAGCAGGUGGCCUCUGGGCUGAGCAUCGUGGAGCGCCAGAUCCAAGAAUCUCGAGGGUCUUUGGUGAAGGACAUCCAGGUCCUGUCAGAGCUGCUCGUCAAGUUGGGGUCCCUGGAUACCCACCGCGCUCCUGCUCAGACCCUGAAUGAGACCCAGAGGGCACUGGAGAGCUUGAGGUUGCAACUGGGCUCACAGGGAGCCCUGCAUCGCAAGCUGAAACGAUUGCAGCAAGAGUCUGCACGGCAGGAGCUGCAGAUCGAGAGCUUUGAGAGUGACCUUGCUGAGAUCCGCGCUGACAAGCACAACUUGGAGACCAUUCUGAGCAGCCUACCAGAGCACUGUGCCAGCUAGGCCCUGGCAGCCCCUCCCCACCUUGUGUUUCCUGCCCACUCCCCAUAGGUGUCCCAGGUCUGCCUGCUGUGUGCGCAUGUGAAUGACCACACUCCCUUGCUGGUAUGUCCAGAUCCUCUUCAGUGUGAGCAGCGGGAGUGAGUACAUGCUCACGACUCCACAGGUGGCCCUGUGUGCAGCCCUCAGUGUGUGCUCCCUGCACACACAUUAGCACCCACCCCAGCAUCAGUAAGAGGCAUGUCUGCAUUCAUUCAUGUGUGUGUGUGUGAUGCAUUUGUGUGUUCAGAACCAUCUGUGCAUAAACACGCAUGACAGUCGGAGCUGUCAAGAGGCAGCUAUGAGCUUGGAUACACUGUGCAUCCUGGGUGAGUCCUGUUAUGAGAAAUUCUACGACUUAUCUACUACCCUCCCUCCAGAGAGUAGAACUCAAACAGCGGUGGCACCUCCAAAGCUGAGAAGUUAUCCACAGAGAUCUUGAGAAGGAAAGACCAUGGUCACAGAGCUGGCCCUGGGCCUGUUGUGCCCCCAUAUUGCCCACUGGUCACCGUCACCAGCAACUCUGAGAACUGAGGUGCCGGGCAGAUGAAUAAAGGCCAGGAUUCUAACAAGAUUCUCAGAAAUGUCAUCCAAGGCCGCGGUGUGGCUUGGGAGGCCCACAGGGCAAGGCACAGAUGUUAUUGUCUUUUGUGGACUCAUUCCCCCAGGGAUCUGGAUCUGCAGCAGUCUCAUUGAGGGAAGAGCCUACCCAGACCCAUCCUCCUCAGUCCCCUGAUCUACCUGAAGAACCAGGUUCUUCAGGGUCUGGGUCAUGAGGCCUACUUAGGUGCUAGGAAUGGCCCUUUGUGCCCUGGUGACCUGGUUAGCCUUUGAUUGACUUUUCUCAAACCGGUCUUGUGGCCCCACCUGCCAUGAAGGAUGCCACAGGGGUGUGGAAGCCUGGCUGUCAUUCUAGGCCUGCUGCCCAUGACUGCCUCUACCCAUGAAGCCCUGGCAUUUCUUCCUGCUGUUCCCCAUCUUUUUCUGGGCCCUCUCUCAGUACACAGCAGGGCCUAGGCACUGGGAUAAUAGCCACAUUUGCCAGCCCUGUCCCUUCCCCAUGUCCCAGAGGAACUGAUGGUGAUGUGAACCAACUCUGAUUAUGAGAAAAUAAAGGACCCUUUUCUGA
Messenger RNA from Myodes glareolus (Bank vole), 5979 nucleotides. The record is from RefSeq and is a predicted model, not a curated record. Lineage: Eukaryota; Metazoa; Chordata; Mammalia; Rodentia; Cricetidae.